AUGCCCUUAGUUUGGUCGGUCGGUGAGAUACAGUGGCAGAUGCGGCGGAUCUGCUCCCCGGGCCGGAAGUCUAAGACUGAUCCAGAUAGCACAUGUUGCCCUCCCUUCCGGCGCACGUUGCAGCCCCACGUGUUGGCUGCUCGCUAUGUGGUACGCAUUAGGAUAUUCGCACAGAAGGCGGGCGUCGAAACGCUUUGGUUUCUUGGUGAACUUGCGUAUCUGCUUGAUACUCAUUCUUGGGAUUUACUGAGUGCAUAG
Messenger RNA from Sparassis crispa, 258 nucleotides. RefSeq lists its product as hypothetical. The record is from RefSeq and is a predicted model, not a curated record. The transcript is spliced from 3 exons. Bases 1 to 258 code for a protein of 85 amino acids. NCBI's taxonomy places the organism in Eukaryota, Fungi, Basidiomycota, Agaricomycetes, Polyporales, Sparassidaceae.